This is a messenger RNA of Aspergillus saccharolyticus JOP 1030-1, 2502 nucleotides long. RefSeq lists its product as uncharacterized. Lineage: Eukaryota; Fungi; Ascomycota; Eurotiomycetes; Eurotiales; Aspergillaceae. Bases 150 to 2255 code for a protein of 701 amino acids. The transcript has a single exon. The record is from RefSeq and is a predicted model, not a curated record.
CAUCUUCCUCAGGCACCACCUUUCAUCCCAUUCGUCUACCAUCUCUUUUAGCACGAAUUUUUCUGUCGACCCAUCAUUCGUUACUCUCCUCAGUAAAAUUUCAUCUUCGUUUUUGGUGCAGACAGCUCCUUAAGUGCCCGCCGUCCAAUAUGGUAGACGAGCCACAAGUCAUGUCUAUCCAGCAACGGAUUGCGGCGUUGAAACAUGCCCAGGCGGGUCAAGCUGGAGGCGCCGAGGCCAGUGAACCGACACUGAUCCAGCCCACUUCACUGCCCAUCCGCCCGGCUGCUCCUCCGAAGCCCAGGACAUUCAAUCGUUCUAGCGACAAUGAGAUUCCUGGCAGCAAUGGAAGGCCUCACGAUGAGACUCCGCCGCCUACCUACGAUGAAUCAUUCCCUCGACCAUCUGCGCAGCCAUUGCCCUGCCCCGCUCCGGCCAAAUACAAGUCGCCCCCACCAUUGCCCGUGCGCAAGCCUUCCGAUCAGCAGGUUCAACCACGCCCUACCCUCCCUCCACGACGGCCUACCAAUCCCUCCCGGAAAGUCUCCCGGGAGUCGAUGGCCUCGGAUAUAUCACGAUCAACCACCACAAGUACGGGUCGAGCAACAAUCACCUCCGUGACCUCCUCCGACUCGGGAACCGGUCGCUCGCUGCCGCCCGCAUGGGGAGAGGUGGAAUUACCUCCCUUGCCUCCCAAACGACAACCCCCGCUGCCGUCUCGACCCUCGACUGCGUCUGUCAGAAGUAAUAGCAGCUUGUCUGUGCCGCAGUUGCCCGCACGCAGGGGAUCGAGCCAAAGUAACUGCUCGACUGACAGUACAUAUUCUCAGCAACCCCGACCGCCUCCGCGGCUACCGUCUCGGGACAGUAGCGACAGGUCACCGAGCGCAAAUCAGGCUGCAGCCGACGAAUGCAGACCGACUCUUCCCACCCGGAGAUUGCCUCCGCCACCUCCAUCGACUGCUACUUUGGGUAAGCUGCAGCAGGCUGGGUUUGCGUCGAUUAACAAGCCUUCUCCUGCGGCUGAAACAAAUGGUGGCUCUCCCCCGGUUCCAGUGGCCUCACGCCCGGCCCCGCCAGAUCUCUCUAAACUUCAAGCUAGCAAGCCUCGCCUGCCUGCUUCUGGCUCACCAGUUGUAACGCCGAGUGCAGCACCGACGGUGGCUUGUCUGAAAUGUCGAGAUUUCUCGGCACCGGACGCCCACGCCGCUCGAUACCCGCGUGAGACCCUUCCGACUCAGGAUUUGGGGUGGUUAGCAAGAGAGCUCACAGCGCCCUUCCCCUCGCCCACAGACAAGGCUCGGGUCAUAUUUACCUGGCUGCAUCAUAAUGUUGAUUACGACGUAGACGCUUUCUAUGGCAAUAGAGUGCAACCUUCCACGCCUGCCGGCACGCUGGCCUCAGGGCUCGCGGUCUGUGCGGGAUAUGCGGGGCUCUUCCAAGCCCUCGCGACCCAGGCCGGCCUCGAAUGUCGCGUCGUUUCUGGCCACGGCAAGGGAACUGGGUAUUCGGAUCCUGUGCCUGGCUCUGCAGUUCCUCCCUUCAACGCAAACCAUGCUUGGAACGUCGUGCGGAUCGACCAUGGUCAAUGGAAGCUAAUCGACACCUGCUGGGGUGCGGGAAACGUCCAUGGUCCAAGUCAGCCCUACCAAAGAUCGUUCAAUCCGACCAUGUUCACGCAGACGAAUGACGAGUUCGGCCUCAAACACUUUCCCACCAAUGGCAAUGAGUUCUUCCGAGAUGAUGGCCGUCCCGGAAUCAGUUGGGAGGAAUACAUUAUGGGCUGUCCGGGUGCAACUCAGCAGCCGAUGAUCUACGGCGAUGCGCAUAAGCACCACCUUGGGCCAGACUCUUUUCUUCCAGCGACCAAAGAGAUCACCGUGCAGCAAGGCGGGUCGCUCCGGUUUCAAUUCGGGCUUAUCUGCGAGCACUGGACCCUGGAACAUCACUCACGGGCCUCGCCCGCCCUUUUCAUGCUGAUAGUACACGGAGCGGAUGGCCGACAAGAUGACCGUCUGGUUUUCGCGCAUUACCGGGGCAGCAACCCUGGCGGCGGCGGAGAUCUUUGGUACCUGGAUGUGCCCGAUGUUCGCGCUCUAGGCACUCCGGGCCAGACAGUGCAGGUUGCGGUGCUAACGCGUUUUGGGGAUCGGGAAGACCCGCGAGGUGUAACUAUCACAGCGGAGGACUACUGGCGCGGCGUCAAGCGAGUGGCAAUGGCGUGGGCAUACAUUGCCGAAUGGAGACUGGUCUGACUUGAGUCAGAGUCGAGUCGACCAGUCACGAGUCUUUGGGGUCUCAAGAACCCCCUGGCUAUAAUCAUAAUUAGGCCCCCGGUUAAUUAGGGCUGGCUGCGGCAUUAUUUUCGGGUGUUCAUUUCGUCAGUCCUUGCUGGACCCCGCUUGCACAGGCUGUCAUUCACCACACGCCCUUUUUCUCACGUUGAAAUAUCUUAUUGGGCACUUGGUUGCUGUUACCUUGGAACAGGGUCUAGUUCUGGGU